Chenopodium quinoa (quinoa) is the source of this 3532-nucleotide messenger RNA. RefSeq names its product nuclear poly(A) polymerase 1-like. Bases 728 to 2923 code for a protein of 731 amino acids. Gene Ontology annotation, cellular component: nucleus. The transcript has 12 exons. The record is from RefSeq and is a predicted model, not a curated record. Lineage: Eukaryota; Viridiplantae; Streptophyta; Magnoliopsida; Caryophyllales; Amaranthaceae. Gene Ontology annotation, molecular function: poly(A) RNA polymerase activity; RNA binding.
CGGACGGAAUAAUGUGAUUGGCCGAUUGGAGGGAUUUUAUUUGCACUAAAGGGGAGCAGCAUCAGUUAAACUAGCCACCUUUUCUCUCCCAAACUUUCUACAAAUAUCUCUACUCUUUCUCUCUCUUCUCUCCUAUCAAAAUUCAAGGAGAGCACAAUUCUCAAUUUCUGGGUUGCUAUGGCGGAAAUCUAAUCCAAGUUCAAAGCAGCAAGGAAGCGGAAGAUUUUGUCGAUUAAUAAUCCGCUCGUUGAUCUGUGUGAUAAGCUUUCGAUUUUCCCCUAAUUUUUGGUUGUUUAAUUUUGUCAAUUUGAUGAAAUUAGGGUUUCUCUGUUGUAUUAGAUUAUCGUUUAAUUUUCCCCCAAUUCAUGCUUCAAAUUUGUCGUAGUUUUUAUUUCUUUGAUUUUUUCGGUUGAUUGUAUCUUGUAUCCCUAUACUACACAUUAACAGAUUUCUCGUUCUUCGUUAUUUCGUAGUUUUUUUUCCUUAUUUUUUUAAUUUCCUGAGUUGUUGAUUAAAUUGAUGUGCAAAAGUUUAUUUUUUUGGGAAAUAAAAUAAAAGAAAAAAAACGGAAAGCAAAAAAGAAUUCUGGAAAUAAUUGGUGGAAAAAGAAAUCAAUUUUGUUGAUGGUAUUAAAAUUAUAGCCAAAAAAAAAAAAAACAAAGAACAGGAAAAGGAUACUUGUUAGUGAAAAAUAGGACGAAGGGUAUUAUCCUUUGACCUUGAAUUAAUGGCUAAUUUGGGCGUGAACAAUCAAAAUAAUGGGCAACGAUUGGGCAUAACUGAGCCAAUAUCGUUUGGUGGACCAACGGAAUAUGAUGUGAACAAGACCCACGAACUUGAAAAGUACUUGGAAAAUGUGGGUUUGUAUGAGCAGCAGGAGGAGGCAGUGAGAAGGGAAGAAGUGCUUGGAAGAUUGGACCAGAUUGUGAAGCACUGGGUGAAAACAGUUAGCCGAGCCAAGGGUUUGAAUGAACAAUUGGUGCAAGAAGCAAAUGCAAAGAUUUUCACGUUUGGGUCGUAUCGACUUGGGGUGCAUAGUCCUGGAGCUGAUAUAGAUACCCUAUGUGUUGGCCCUAGACACGCUACGCGAGAGGAAGAUUUCUUUGGAGAACUCCACAGGAUGCUUUCUGAGAUGCCAGAGGUUACAGAGUUGCACCCUGUGCCUGAUGCUUUUGUCCCGGUGAUGAGAUUUAAGUUCAAUGGGGUGUCCAUAGAUCUUCUUUAUGCAAAAUUGUCGCUUUGGGUGGUUCCUGAAGAUUUGGAUGUUUCCCAAGAUUCAAUUUUGCAAAAUGCUGACGAGCAGACUGUUCGCAGUCUUAAUGGUUGUAGAGUUACAGAUCAAAUUUUGCGCUUGGUGCCAAAUAUACAGAAUUUCCGCACCACACUUAGAUGCAUGCGAUUUUGGGCAAAACGUCGUGGUGUCUAUUCAAAUGUGGCUGGGUUUCUUGGCGGUAUUAAUUGGGCACUACUAGUCGCUCGUAUUUGUCAGUUGUAUCCCAACGCAUUGCCCAAUAUGUUAGUCUCUCGCUUCUUUAGGGUUUAUACUCAAUGGAGAUGGCCCAAUCCUGUCAUGCUCUGUGAUAUUGAAGAGGGAUCUCUUGGUCUGCAAGUUUGGGAUCCAAGGAGGAAUCCCAAGGAUAGAUACCAUUUGAUGCCUAUAAUAACUCCUGCAUAUCCAUGCAUGAAUUCUAGUUAUAAUGUCUCGGCCAGUACUCUGCGGAUUAUGACAGAAGAGUUCCAGAGGGGAUAUGAUAUUUGCGAGGCUAUGGAAUCUAACAAGGGUGACUGGGACUCACUUUUUAAGCCAUAUCCUUUCUUCGAGGCAUAUAGACACUAUCUGCAGAUAGACAUCAAUGCUGAAAAUGCUGAUGAUUAUCAGAAAUGGAAAGGUUGGGUUGAGUCUCGUCUUCGUACACUUACGCUAAAGAUUGAGAGGCACACAUACAAUAUGCUUCAGUGCCAUCCUCACCCAGGUGAAUUCACAGAUGAAUCCAAACCUUUUCAUAGCUCUUAUUUCAUGGGUUUGCAGCGUAAAAAAGAGGUUCCAGCUGGUGAAUGCGAAAAGUUUGAUAUAAGGAUGACCGUUGAUGAAUUUAAGCAAACUGUUAAUAUGUAUACUAUGUGGAAACCUGGAAUGGAAAUUCGGGUUAGCUAUGUAACGCGAAGAAAUAUACCAGCUUUUGUAUUUCCUGGGGGUAUUCGUCCUACAAGAUCUUCUAGAGAAAGUAAGCGAUCUCUUGAGAUGAAGUCUGGUUUAGAUAAGCUAGGUGAUGGGAAGAGGAGAAAAAAGGAGAAUGAUGAUACUGUGUCUGGUGUGGGAUUGCCCAGACUUUCAGCUUCUUUGCCUUCUAUAAGUGAAGGAGGUCAUGCAGGUAGUCCUAUCAGCACUGCAACUUCUUUAGUAAAAGUGGAUCAUCUAGAAAUGGAUGGAUCUAGUGAGGUGAAUACUGAGAGAACAGAUACAGAAAUGUUACAUCCUGCAAAUAAUGGUGAGCUUGAUAGAUCUGUCCAACAAAGUCCGCCUCUCAGUACUGCAUCAGUUCCUGCUGCGUCAUCCAACUCCAAUGAGGCAGAGAAGGUGGCUAUUGAAAAGAUGAUGUCAGGUCCAUACGGUGCUCAGCAAGAUCUAUCUGAGCUUGAUGAGCUAGAGCCAGAUGUAGAAAAUGCUCAUCAAGUUGAAUAUUCUGGAGAAGCUGCUAAGUUGUCACAGGAGACCUCGUCUGUUGUGGAAGCAGUGGAAAUUGGAAUAUCUGGUGCAACUGCUGCUCACUCCAGUUCAUUUGCUAAUGGGAGUUUGGAAGAGCUUGAGCCUGCUGAACUUACAAUGCCAGGACCUGUUCAAAUAACCGCUCCUGUACAAAAAAAGCCGUUUAUUAGGCUCAGCUUUACGUCCUUGGGUAAAGCUACAAGUCAUGGCUCAUGAAGGAGCGAGCUUUAGGUUAGUGCGUCCGGGUGGUUCAAAUCUUGGAAGCUUUCCUGUGGCCAUAAUAUCCCUUUAUCAGAAAUAUACGAUCUGUAUGAAGGGUUUACUUUGUAUAAAAUGUCAAUAAAUCUUAAAUAUAAUAACCGUGCCUUGUCAUCCAUGAGAUAGUAGAGCCAUAGGAGGUGCAUAGUAGUAUGCACUAUCAACAUCAACCGAGAUCAGUUUAUAAGGAUUUAAGAGGCACUUUUUUAAUCUGCUCGACUCUUGCCUAUCUUCGUUGCUUGUCAUGAAACUAAUGAGAAAAUGUGUAGUAUAAGCUCAACAACUGGAGGCAAUUUUGAGACUUGAAGAACAUCUGAGGGAACCCCGAAGGCGGCAUUUUAUAGACAUACUACAAGAAGUCUAAAAUCGAUUUUACCGAUUAAAUUUUAAGUUAUGACUUAUGUUUGUAGAUGUUUGAUUUCGGAAGUUAAUAAUAUAUGAUGCAGAUUAUUAAAUGUUGGGAGGUUAAUUUUGUCAACCCUUUUAUAUCUGAAGAGUAUUACCUAUACAUGUUAUGUCUGUACUCAGUUUUAUUUUUAUAUAGGCUCAUUUUGAAAUUUUCUUUGA